CAGCAGCAUUAUGGUUAAAGUCAUCUUUGAGUAGGGAAGUUGAGACUCGGGUCAUCAUAUGAGUGAUGUGAUUGAAGCUGGGUUUCCCGUACACUGUAUGAAAGCCUUAAUUAUCAAGCCGCUGGGUUUUGUGGAAUGAAGAAAAUCUCCUUCCUGUGUUUCUGCACAAAUCUGCUGAAAGAUCACAAUUUCAUGCCAGUGAAGAAGAAAAUAUUUAAGAUCUCAAGAACAUUAAUAGAACAAGAAAUACGUGUCUUACCCAGGCGUAACUGCAAAAUUUCUCAUAUUACUUGUCAUAAUUUUUACAGAGAAAAGUGACAAGCCUACUUGGUCCUUCAGAAAGGCCCUCCAAUGCCAACUGUCAUGAAGAUUUGUUUGACUGCAAAGAGGAACUCCUGCAAUGAAGAAGUGGGGGUGCUGCACACAGGCUAGCUCUGAUAAUUGCUCUGUGUCACUACCUGCCAGAGAACAGUGGUGUGCUGCCAGCUGUGCUCUUAGGAAACUGUGAAUCAGGAAGAGAAGUUGGCUUUGCAUGAGCUAAGAACAGCUAGGAAGGAGUUCCAAGGGCUGAACUGAUGUGAGAGAUUUGGCUGAGCAAAAUUAGGCAAUGAUCAAGUAUUAUGGGAGCUCUCUGUGGUUGGGGAGAUCUGACCGACCAAAUAGGUGUUGGUUGGUUUACUGCACUCAGUUUCUCUGAGCCACCAUCCAUGAAAUCAAAGCCUGGUUAUUUGAUUCUACACCAUGAUGGUUUAUCCUAUGUUUAUUCUGUUGCUUACAAAGAAAAUAUAUGUUUCUUUUCCAUCAUUUUAUUAAAAAGACUGCAGUUGCAACAGAAAUUCAAUAUGCUUUCGUGGUAUCUCCAAUCUGCAGAAGGAGCUUCAGCCUUCCUGAAGUCAUUAUGGGAAGAGGCAUUUUCACUGACAGCUUCUUGGACAGCUCUGGGACAACAUUUUUCUGAGGAGGCAACCUCUUGGCUGUAAUAUUUCAUUGCAGUCAUGGCACCUAAGAAGAAGAAUGUGAAGAAGAACAAAGCAGAUAUCAAUGAAACGACUAUCAUUGUGGAAGACGGUCCCCUCAGUAAACUAAAUGGCUUGAAUGGACUCUUAGAAGGAGGCAAUGGUUUCAGCUGCAUCUCAUCUGAAGUUUCUGACUCAUCAUAUAGCCCAAAUCUCUUGGAAGGUCUAAGCAGGAUGAGACAAGAGAAUUUUCUUUGUGAUUUGACUAUCAGUACCAAAACCAAAUCUUUCAGUGUUCAUAAGGUGGUGAUGGCUUCAAUCAGUGACUACUUUCACAACAUCUUAAAGAAAGAUCCAUCCACCCAAAGAGUAGACCUCAAUGAUGUGUCCCCAUUGGGUCUAGCUACUGUUAUCACCUAUGCUUACACUGGAAAACUUACUCUCUCGCUUUAUACAAUAGGUAGUAUUAUUUCCACAGCAAUUUAUCUUCAGAUUCACUCCCUUGUAAAGAUGUGCUGUGAUUUUCUAAUCCAAGAAAUCAGUGUUGAGAAUUGUAUGUACAUUGCCAAUAUUGCAGAAACGUAUGGACUAAAAAUGACCAAGGAGGCGGCACACAAAUUUAUUAGAGACAACUUCAUUGAAUUUUCAGAAACGGAUCAGUUCUUAAAACUUACUUUUGAUCAGAUUAAUGAACUUCUUGCGGAUGAUGACUUACAGCUUCCUUCUGAAAUUGUUGCAUUCCAGAUUGCAAUAAAAUGGCUGGAAUUUGACCAAAAAAGAGUAAAGUUUGCUGCUGAUCUCUUAGGCAACAUCCGUUUUGGUACCAUCUCGGCUCAAGACCUUGUCAAUUAUGUUCAAACUGUUCCAAGAAUGAUGCAAGAUGCUGACUGCCAUAAGCUCCUGGUGGAUGCCAUGAACUAUCAUUUGCUUCCAUAUCAUCAGAAUACACUGCAGUCCAGAAGAACAAGGAUUCGUGGAGGUUUCAGAGUGUUAGUUACUGUUGGGGGACGCCCUGCUCUAACAGAGAAGUCUCUUAGCAGAGACAUCUUAUACAGAGAUCCUGAAAAGGGAUGGAAGAAGCUUAGUGAGAUGCCUGCUAAAAGUUUUAACCAGUGCGUGACGGUGAUGGAUGGAUUUCUCUAUGUGGCCGGUGGGGAAGACCAGAAUGAUGCCAGGAACCAAGCCAAGCAUGCAGUCAGCAAUUUCUGCAGAUACGAUCCCCGUUUCAACACCUGGAUUCACCUGGCGAGCAUGAAUCAGAAGCGUACCCACUUCAGCCUGAACGUGUUCAAUGGCCUCCUUUUCGCAGUGGGCGGUCGCAACUCAGAGGGUUGUCUCUCCUCGGUUGAGUGCUACGUGCCUGCCACUAAUCAGUGGCAGAUGAAGGCACCCCUGGAGGUGCCCCGCUGCUGCCACGCCAGCGCUGUGGUGGAUGGUAGGAUCCUGGUCACAGGAGGUUACAUUAACAGCGCCUACUCCCGUUCAGUGUGCACGUAUGACCCCAGCAACGAUAGCUGGCAGGAUAAGUCCAGCCUUAGCACUCCACGAGGGUGGCACUGCGCCGUGUCCCUGCUGGAGAGGGUCUAUGUCAUGGGUGGGUCGCAGCUGGGCGGGCGAGGGGAAAGGGUGGACGUCCUCCCCGUGGAGUGUUACAGCCCUUACACGGGGCAGUGGAGUUACGUGGCGCCCCUUCAAACCGGAGUGAGCACGGCCGGCGCCUCCAUGCUGAACGGGAAGAUUUACUUGGUGGGGGGCUGGAAUGAGAUAGAGAAAAAAUAUAAGAAGUGCAUUCAGUGCUAUAACCCAGAUCUCAAUGAGUGGACAGAGGAAGACGAGCUGCCUGAGGCCACUGUGGGAGUAUCCUGUUGUACUAUAUCCAUGCCCAACACCAAGACAAGGGAGUCCAGGGCGAGCUCAGUCUCUUCUGUACCAGUCAGCAUUUAAACACUGGUCAGACCAGCAACCGGUAAAAAUGUUUACCAGCACAGCAGUUUAAUUAACCCUUUAAGUAGCAUUUUUGUGCUUAUGUGGAAAAAAAUAAUUGGCUUUGCAACAAUUUUAACAGUGCAAAUUGGCCAUUUUUCCUGAUCUUUAAGACAGGUGGCGUGAAACAACAUAUUAGGGAUAAGAUGAAUUUUCUUAGCAGGAAAAGAGUUAAGCCAUAACAGUAGAGAGAAUUUUAUUCUGUUCCUGACUUUGCCACUGACUCACUGUGUUAUCUGUGGCAAAUAAUUUAUUUGUGACUUGGUUUCCUUACCUGUAAAAUAGAGAUAAAGUUGCUUCAGAAGAUUGUUGUGAGGCUUUUUUAAUACUGAGUUUUAAAUGCUUUCAGAACUCAAAAUGAAAGCCAAACAUUAGUAGUAAUAAAUCUCAAUACACAUUGGAAAUGUGCCAUGUCAUUAUAAAAUUUAUCAGUUUUGUUCUUUUCUAAGCAUUUUAUUUUUUGAGAAACAAGCCAAAAAAAAAAAAAAAAGAAAGAAAAAACAAGAAAAAAUUGCAUAUAGCAUGUACAUACUUUCCUUUUGGGGCAGUGAUAUUCACAGAAUUUUUUUACAAUGUUUUCUCCUUCAGAAGCUAGAAA
Molecule: messenger RNA, 3537 nt
Organism: Cygnus olor (mute swan)
Lineage: Eukaryota; Metazoa; Chordata; Aves; Anseriformes; Anatidae
Gene: KLHL31
Product: kelch like family member 31
Exons: 4
Coding region: 996-2900 (634 amino acids)
Biological process (GO): negative regulation of protein phosphorylation
Cellular component (GO): nucleus; cytoplasm
Molecular function (GO): protein binding
Source: RefSeq, a predicted model, not a curated record